Halichondria panicea is the source of this 1966-nucleotide messenger RNA. RefSeq lists its product as uncharacterized. Bases 60 to 1859 code for a protein of 599 amino acids. The transcript has 2 exons. NCBI's taxonomy places the organism in Eukaryota, Metazoa, Porifera, Demospongiae, Suberitida, Halichondriidae. The record is from RefSeq and is a predicted model, not a curated record.
UGAUCCUGUGACUAUAAUUCUACAUGCAGGUAGUGUAAAGCAGUAUUUGCAGUGAAGAGAUGCAGUGCAUUGAUAUAUUACUAGCUAUUUUGUUUGUCAGCAGUGGAGUGGCUACAGCAGCUGACAGCUCUGCAGCAGUGCCUUCAAGCAAAAUCAGCGACUGUAUCGAUAGCAGCGAUUACCUGAAGAUUGAAAAAUCUCUUCUGAACAGGUCACAAAACUUGGUGAAUUUGCAUCGAGCUUUCUUUCCUACUAAUAAACAAGCGAGUAUUUCGAUUAAUGUCACCUACCACUUUAUUAACUCUAACGAUACAGUGACCUAUCAAUGGCUUGACUCGUCUGUCUUGAUGCUGAUUCGCAGUGACUUACUUCAUUAUCUCUCACUAUUUGCUUACAACGUCAAGACACGUUGCACAGAUAUUACUCUUGACCCGAUUUGUGGCUUUUCAAGUGAUGACAAUGUAACUAACCCAGAUUCAGGACCAAGUGACUAUUGCAAAGUGACUAACAGCACUGGUCAUCAUCUACUCAACAAUCUGACAGCUAAUCUUCUCACGUAUGCUAUACAUCGUAAUUCUGUGAUAACAAAGGGAAUUGACUCGACAAUUGAAAGUGGAUACUCAGUGUACGUUUUUAAUUCAAGCAAUCCCAGUGACUACUGUAUAUUUGAUGAAGUUCCCAACUUCUUGCGUUUAAGGACACUGUUGUGUAUUGCCUUUGGACUGUUGGAGAUAUCAAGUGUGUUUUCCAUUCCUUUGCUAUUGGCUAGUAUGUAUGAACGAUUUAAAAGAAAAAUGACUGAACAAAAUCUACGAUACUUUGUCUGGGCAACUCUUGUAUUGAUUGUGCCGAUUAUUCUAUUGUUAAUCUUCUGCAAUAUCUUGGCUCUUAUCAAUGGCUUGACAACGCCACCUACACACUAUAGUGAUAUCUACACAGCUUUUAUCCUGAUGGCUAUUGGUAUGGGAAUUUUUCUUGCGGCAGACAUCGGAACAGCAAUAGUUGUUGUUUUUCGGUUCAACAGUAUUGAAAAUUCUUGGCAUAAUAUAAACUGUUUUGGCUUUCGGGACUGUAAGAAUACUGGUUUGAUAUGUGGAAAGAUCUUCCUUCAUGGUUUUGCUAUUUUUGCUGUAACGUUGUUCACUCAACUUGCACUUUUCAAUUCUAUUUAUAUGUUCAUUGGAGCCAUAGCUGCUCCUGUGGAAACCGGCUCACUUCUUCUCUUGUACGUUACAAGCCUCUUUGCACUGAUAUCAUUCUUUGCUGUGAUCCUUAAAGUUUUCCACAAAACACUACCACCAGCAAGAGGUCCGACCGACCGUAUUGCAACACCGAAAAACGCACAAACAAAAGCACAAAAUAAUCCAACACCAACCUUCAGCUCUUUGGAAGAACAACAACCAGAAAAUGGUAUGGACGAUCAGCCAAAAAUUGUACAGAAAAACAAUAAUAUCACAUGGUGUGUAUGUUUAUGUUACUUUUUUCUCCUUAUUGCUUUGGUUUGUGUACUGGCCGCUGGUAUUGGUGUUUUUGUUUCAUUCAUGUACAUCUAUAUAACUUUGAACCAGGAGUACCGAAACAAUCGCGGCAUACUGACCUUCCUUGCGGCUCUCAUCCCCUCUCUCUUUGCGUCAAUCUCAGGGAUAUUCUGGACAAGGAUUAUGCAAUGCAUUGGAAAAGAUAACAAUGAUACAGUUAUAAGGAACAGAAUAGAGGAACAUAUGACUCAAAUUUUCCAGUUAAUGGAAGAAGGAAUUGUCCAGAAGAUCAAGAGAAAUGGACGUGGGGACAAACUUAAGGCUAGUAGUACUACUACUAGUGAAACUACCCCUCUCCUAAAAAAAAAAGAGAAGAGUUAGUGAAUAAUUAUGAUCCUAAGCUUUAUUUUCUACUUCCACAUUGAGCGUGAAUGUAACUGAAUAAUUAAUUAAUUUUUGUGUGAUCAAGGUGAUGUUACAAAAUACUA